Paramecium octaurelia is the source of this 354-nucleotide messenger RNA. Lineage: Eukaryota; Ciliophora; Oligohymenophorea; Peniculida; Parameciidae. The record is from the annotation of a GenBank genome assembly.
AUGCAAGCUCUAUAGUAAAAAUUUGAAAUUGUAUUGCUUUUGCCUUUUUAUUUAACUAAUGUUAAGUUGGAUGAUCAAUCUCAGAUUAUAAAUUUGAUUUUACUCUUAGAAUCAUAAUUUGAAGGAGUUUGCACGUUUGUAUAAUCAAGAGUAGGCUAUGAAUCUGAGUGAAUAAAAGUGUAUUAGACUAUUGGGUUCAGAGUGGUUAAAAGAAAAAGAUAUAUGCAUCAUUUUCUAAUGCUUUAUCAGAUAUUGAAGGUUUGGUUAGAGUCAUUGAUAAUAGAAAAUCGAAUUCUAUAUAUGAAAUGAUAAUCUCUUCGAAGUGAGAAUGCAAUAAUAUAAAGAGUAUACCCG